AAAUUUCGCAUAGAAAUUUCUGGACUCUCUUCGUAAGGCAAAAUAAAUGACGCCAUUUCGUAUCAUGUAUUUUACGAAUGUGUGGUUCAGUAACGUGUGUCCAGCGGAUUACAAAAUAAGAUGGCCAGAUUUUGAUUUAGACUUUGCGUAAGGUUCGAUUUGAAUUAUUUAUUCCACGUGCAUUCGUAAACCAAUGUUGUGUAAAAUAAUUAAACUUCGAGAGAAUUUGGCUCGGUAUCGUUUAAUGUUUAUCGUUAGAAAAUGUAUAAGUGAGGAACAUUGGUAUGCAACGAACAUAGUCGAUCACAUACGUCUCAUCAAACGAUUUCGUGUUUUUUUUCAAUCUAUACGUGACAGAGGGAAAUCGACAUUUUGAUUGAUAUAUAUAUAUAUAUAUAUAUCUAAAAAAAAAAAAAAAUAAAUAAAUAAAUAAAUAAAUAAAGAAAGAAAGAAAUAAAUAAAUAAAAAUUAAAUAAUUUAACGUUUAUAAUCAUGGUUGAAAGUUCCAAUCAUUGUGUCCUGAAAUGGGCAGAUCAUGCAGGAUAUGUUGCGGAAAGAUUCAAUGGCUUAUUGGCACGUCAGGCGUUAGUAGAUGUUACCCUUAUCUGCGAGGAGCAAAAGCUUCGUGUUCAUAAACUGGUCUUAGCAUCCAAUAGUACGUACUUUGAGGAAAUACUGCAACAAGACUUGGGACAAGACCCUAUAAUCUUACUUAGAGAUUUAAAUUUUGAAGUAUUGAAGGCAAUGGUGGAAUUCAUGUAUUGCGGAGAAACAACUAUAUCUCAUGAAAAUUUACCAUCUUUAUUAACUGCUUCAAGAAUUUUCAAGAUAAAAGAAUUGGCAUAUAUAAUAGACACAGUAAUGGAAACACAAAAUUAUAACAAUGCUAUUGAAAGUGUAGGUCAAUUAUAUAAAACCGAUAAUGAAUUGAAUCAUAAAAAUAAUAAUUAUAAAAUAAAUGGGAGAAAUGAUUUAAUCGAUACAAAACAUAAUAUUGACAAUACCUUUAAGCAUAUAUUAUAUGAGGAUUCGUAUGAUACAGAAAGUAAUAACUUACAACAAACAUUUAAAGAUUAUUUAUUAAUGGAAGAUAUUAAAGAAAAAAUUCAUGAUGAAUCGUUUAAACCAUUGUUAUGUGAAAAAACAAAGGAAAACUUAGAGGGUCGUAUAAAAAUGAAUAAUAUAAAAAAGAAUGAUGAAAUUUUAGAGAAAGUUAAAGAAGUACAACCUUUAUUAUACGAACAGUGCUGUGAUGUUAUAGAUUUAAAUAUACCCGAGAAAUAUUCUACAAUUUCGUCCAAAACUCAUGCGAAUGAUGAAAUGAAAUUAGAUGUAGCACAAAAUUUUAUCGAUAGCACAAACGAUAAAGUUGGAAAAUGUAUCAAAGUUUAUACCCAUAAAAAACGUAAGCCAGUGAUCAAUAUAAAAAACGAAUUGACACAAUUGAACGAUUUAGUAUCAAAAUUAUCUCCUACCAAUUCAAUUGAUUUAUCGGAUACACCAUCUAAUAACAAUAUACCGGUAACACUUUUAACACCCUUAGAUAUGGAAUGUGCCGAAUAUCUUUUUAGUUUAGAUAAUGAAAAUAUGCAAUUGGUGGCGGAAGGUUUGAUAAAUGAGCAACGAUCAUUAAUGAAAUGUAAGGAUAUUAAUGGACGGGUCUUAAAUGUAAAUAAGAAUAAUCUAGAUAAAAAAGAUGAUUUUGAUUUUAAAGCCAUAAAUGAUAAAGUACAACGAGAUAUGGAAAAGCCAGUUCUUAGAAGAAGUGUAAGAUUAAAUCAACAGGAUUGCGAAGAUAUAACUAAUAAUGGUAUAUCUAUACAACAACAAACCGUAAUAGACGAUAAACUUCUUGAGAAAACUAAUUUUCCUAACAAAAUGGAAUCCUUUGGAAAAGGAAAACGUAGGAUCAAAGAAAAUAAUCGUAAAGUAACCGAUCAAAAUGUUAUUAAUAUUGGACGUUGCAAUAAAAAAUGUUUCAAUAAUAAUUUGCGUGCACAAAGAAAUCAUUCUAAAACAGUAGUGAAAAAGAAUAUCAAUAAUAAUAAAUCUGAUCAAAAGUCCAAAGGUAAUAAUCGAUUGAAAUGUGAAAUGACAACGGAUGACAUAAAUAGAUUGAAAAUAUCAAUGGGAACGUCACCUAUUAAACGAAACGCCGUAGGAUAUAUUAGUCGUGCUUUAUGGGGUGAUAUGUCCGAUAUUAUCGAACGUAACAACGAUAUUAUGGAUUUAUCGGAUUAUAGUCCAGAUGGUGAAAUCCCAUUUGCAGUUGGGUUGUUACCUUUACGUACUGCAUUGGAAAAGAUGCAAGCAAUGACGGAUUAUCAACCACGUAAAACACGUUCGUCCGUUGCACCGAACAAACAAGAAAUAAAUCAUUUCAAACGAAAAACUUCUACCUUGGAUUCUAAUGUCUUAGCUAAAAAGCAAAAUGUAGGAAGUAUUGUUCAAGAUAAUAAUAAAACCAAUACAGUUUGCCAUAUUCAAAUAAGAGCAGCACCUUCUUCACAUUAUAUUAAAAAUCGUAAGAAAUUUCUUAACGAACAUGUUACUACUUUGGGAUCACCGACUAUUGUUAAUAGACAAUGACAAACAUUAAUCUCGAUUUUUAGUCAAAUCUAAAACAACGAAAUGAAAAAAGAAAAGAAAAGUAAAAGAAAAACUCGGAAACGUAACACUUUUUUUUUUUUUUUUUUUUUUUUUUACGAUAUAUAAACACAAUCAUUACGAGACGGUGUACAAAAUCGAAGAUUUUUAUAUAUAUAUAUAUAUAUAAAUAUAUAUAUAUAUAAAUAUGUUAUUUGUGUUUCUUCUUAUGGUUUUUGUUUUUUUUUCUUUCUUUUCUUUCUUUCUUUUUUUUUUUUUUUCUUUUUAUUUUCAUUUUUAUUACUUUUUUUUCUCUUUCUUCCUUUUUUUUGUUUUCUGCCCCCACCCCCCACCUUGAUUUUACUGAUACAUUCACCAAGUACUUAUUGCAAAUAUAUAAAAAUAUACAUUGAACCAAUUUUCAAUUGUAAAUAAUGAAUAUAUGCAAAUUUUCUACUAUCUUCAUCGUCGAGCAUGAACUUGUUGAUCACCAAGUGUUUCAUUAAAUAUAAUAUAAUUAAUAUUGUAUAAUUUAAUGAUAUAUGUAUAAGCAUAAUCAUGUAUUUGUAAAUAAUUUUCUUUUGUAUAUAUACUUCAUUACAUUGUUGUUCAUAUUUUCUAAAAGAUUCUAAUUUACAAAGCAUUGUAGAUAAUCUUCAUUAGAAACUAAUGAAUUAGAAAGAUGCUGUCUAAUGUAUUAAUAUAGAAUAAUUAUUAGUUAAUGGGAAAUUAUAGAAUAAUUCUUUAUACUCCAUUUUAUCUUUGUAAUUUCAUCGUCUAGGAAAAAAAAAAAAAAAAAAGAAAAAACCCAGAACAACGAUUAAAACAAAACAAAAAAAAAAAAAAUCUAGAAAAGAAAUAAAAGAGAAGAUCCAAUUCCUGUCACGACAAAUGUAAAAUUGAAUCUUCUUUUUUAAUCGAUACUUCGAUGUUACAUGAAAUUAUUUUUUUUCUCUCUCUCUCUCUCUCUCUCUCUCACUUUUUCUUUUUUCUUUUUAAGAAUUAAACAAUUUCACUUAUAGAGUGAAAUUUAUUUUAGUUCUACCUAAGAUGAGAAUUUCAGUAUUUUAGAAAAUUUAAAUCCACGUUAAAAUAAAGUUAAUGGUUUGUUUUCUUUA
Molecule: messenger RNA, 3704 nt
Organism: Vespa velutina
Lineage: Eukaryota; Metazoa; Arthropoda; Insecta; Hymenoptera; Vespidae
Product: protein PF3D7_1417600-like
Exons: 4
Coding region: 493-2589 (698 amino acids)
Biological process (GO): regulation of transcription by RNA polymerase II
Cellular component (GO): nucleus
Molecular function (GO): protein binding
Source: RefSeq, a predicted model, not a curated record